Didymodactylos carnosus is the source of this 1025-nucleotide messenger RNA. Lineage: Eukaryota; Metazoa; Rotifera; Eurotatoria; Philodinida; Philodinidae. The record is from the annotation of a GenBank genome assembly.
AUGUCGGAUGAGUGCGAUAGCGAGGAAGGAGAAAGUGCCGAAGACGAGUCGACUGAUGCUGGGAAUAGGGAACAAGCAGAUUCGGACUGGCAGAACGAAGAAAUUGCAUUGGAAAAGUAUAACAAGUGUUUGCUACUUUCUGAUAGUUAUCCAGGACAAUGUCAAGAGGAAACUUAUGAACCGAAAAAUUGCGGCGGCAAGAAAAGUGAACGUUUGGAAAUACGUAAACAUACGACGAAUGACCUACAACUACUCGUUAUUUCAACAGACAAAUAAAGAAUUUCUUGAAAAGAUGUUAAAAUCAAGUAGCUUUGAAUGAGCUGGAUGUUCCCUUGCAUCAACGUAAUAAUAUAAUUCAAUUAGUUAGUCUACUGCGCAAUCACUUGAGUGCGAUGGUUUUUGAACCAAUGAUAAAAUACGAUUGGUUUGCUAGUGCACUAACAAAAGACGAGCCAUCACCUUUAAAAGUGUUAUUGAUGUCUGUUUUCCACGCGCAAAUACAUAUGAAGAGUGUCAGGAACCGAACUGUGAUGAAUCGGUGUUUAUUAAGGCGCCCAUAAUAGUUCGCUAUCGGUCUUCAUUGUAUAAAUCUUUAUCUCCAACACUGCUCAUUUUGUCGAUCGAUUACAGUAGUCUGCGAGCUUAGACGUACUUUGUACAUACGAGCGCUCGACACCUGGGAGAAAUUCUGAAGUUUUCUAUACUUUGUUUCUAUGCAAAGAAUAACUUAAGGGAAAAACACAUCUCCCAGGAUGGGAAGAAUUGGUGUGUUUUAGAGUUGUCUGAAACGGGUUGUUUUUGAAAAUGUCGAUCUCAGAUGCAUGAACAUAGGCAGUAGUCGUAAUUCAAAUUUAUUUAACUUCAAAGUUUAAAAUUUUUAUUGUUUAAAAAGGCAUAACUAAUUAUCUGAGCACCAAAAAAUUCGUAUUCUGAUUUUUUCUGAUUUUCAUCUAUUGGAUCUGGGUUCCCUGAAUGUGUACUCAACAAUACUCAAAGUCGUCCCCACAGUGCCCAUUACUCACUCA